This is a messenger RNA of Copidosoma floridanum, 372 nucleotides long. Its product is annotated as C3 and PZP-like alpha-2-macroglobulin domain-containing protein 8. NCBI's taxonomy places the organism in Eukaryota, Metazoa, Arthropoda, Insecta, Hymenoptera, Encyrtidae. The record is from RefSeq and is a predicted model, not a curated record.
AUGGUUGCUGGUGAGGGUUGUGAGACUUGGUUCAUUGGCACAGCCCAUCACGAAGGCGCGCUUUUGCCUGGAAAAGUUCACCCUACCAAUGGCAUAUGUUACGUGCCUUGGUGUGGAAAGGAGAUACCAAAGAGAGAGUAUCAGGUGCUGAGCAGCUUCAACGGGACCUGGAUCAAAGUAGCGGGCUGCAACCUUCCACAAAACGCCGUCCAGGGAGGUAUGACCGCGAAUGGCCAACCCCUUUUCAUUGGCCGCAUUGAACACGUGGGUAGUAAAAUCCCCGGAAAAGUGGAUCCAUCGAACCAACGCCUGUACGUUCCCUGCUGUGGUGUCGAAAUUCCUUACGACGAGUUCGAAAUCCUCGUUAAUUAA